CAAAACAAAAGGUGAAAACCAGAAAACCUGUGAAAACUGGAAAAUAAUGCUCGUUUUCCAAAUAAAUACUGUGAAUAAAUUAAAUUGAAUCUAACAAUAAAGAUGUAAUAGAGAUUUAAAAACAGACGUGGUAAAGAAGCUUGUUAUAAUGUCAACUAUAAAAGAUAUUCGUGAGAAAAUUGACAAAUUCAGGUCUAAAGUGAUCUCAGCCCUAUCAGAAAUUUCUGAGCUAGACAUAACUUGUAAGACUGUGAUAGAGCAACAUUUGAAGGACACUAAGCUAAUCAAUUCAACAUCUACGGUGAAAAUCCAGGCGAUCAUUGAUUAUAUGUAUGAACAAGUUAACAUUGGUAAUUGGAAAGAAGUGAGGUUAUUUUUGAGAAAAACAAUUACAAUUACGACCUAUUUACGUCUUUUGGCUCAUAUGAAGAGCAUUGGUAACCUUUCCGAUGAUACUAUUAAAGAGGCUCUUAGAAUAAUUGAUUUUGGGAUACUGUUUGGCUGUCCUAUUGAUGCUGAACCAAAACUGCUACAAGUAUGUGCUACAAGUCUACAUUCAGCGCUAACAAUAGACUGUGAAGAAUCAAGCGUGAGUACCAGGAAUUUGGUUAACACUGAUAAUGAAUUAAAAAGUGAUUCACAUAAUUUAAAUAUAUUAGACAUAAUAGACUGCCCUAGCAUGGAAAAUUUCUUUAGAGAUCACAUACUAGCAGAGAAACCGGUGAUACUAGAUAAUUGUAUAAACCACUGGCCUGCACUUACAAAAUGGCAGGACCAAAGUUAUUUUAUCAAACUAGCAGGAUUGAGAACAGUUUCAAUCGAAUUAGGGAGGGACUAUACUGACUCGAAAUGGACACAGAAGCUAAUGACAAUAGAAGAUUUUAUUAAAAACCAUAUAUAUGUUGCUAGUAGUACCACAGGAUACCUUGCUCAGUACCAACUUUUUGAUCAGAUACCAGAAUUAAAGAAUGAUAUCACAGAACCAGAGUACUGUUGUUUUUCUGAUACUGAUGGCUGUAUCGACAUCAUGGCCUGGUACGGACCUAAAGGUACAGUGUCACCGCUCCACCAUGAUCCAAAGAAAAAUUUAUUGGCUCAAGUUGUUGGUGAGAAACAAGUUUUUCUAUUUUCGCCUCAGGAAACUGAAUAUUUAUACCCUCAUAAGCAUGAGUUAUUGAACAACACAGCGAGAGUUGAUCCUCGUAAGCCAGAUUUGGAAAAGCAUCCUAAAUACAAAGAGGCUAAAGGUUUCUUUUGUGUGUUAAAACCAGGACAGAUGUUGUAUAUCCCACCUAAGUGGUGGCACUUUGUAGAAUCACUGUCUGUCAGUUUUUCUGUUAGUUUUUGGUGGGAAUAGACUUUAAUCACUUUAUGCAAUU
This is a messenger RNA of Maniola jurtina (meadow brown), 1379 nucleotides long. RefSeq names its product bifunctional peptidase and arginyl-hydroxylase JMJD5 (gene JMJD5). Gene Ontology annotation, molecular function: histone H3K36 demethylase activity. The transcript has a single exon. The coding region runs from base 149 to 1357 and encodes 402 amino acids. The record is from RefSeq and is a predicted model, not a curated record. NCBI's taxonomy places the organism in Eukaryota, Metazoa, Arthropoda, Insecta, Lepidoptera, Nymphalidae. Gene Ontology annotation, cellular component: nucleus.